AAGCCAGAGACUAUCAGAUAUGCAUGUAUGUAAUUGUAUAUGAAAGGUUCCGUUCAAGUUUAUCUGUACUUUCGAACCAAAGAUAAUGAAUCUUUCCAUGACUCAUUAGUGUUUUAAACGCAAAUAGAGUAUAUGGAGUUUCGAAAUUCCAAAUACAUUUCAAGUAGACCACUCAGUCAGUGUUCACGGUAACUCGGAGUAAGUUGCUCCAGUUGUUAUAACGAUUGAUGACAUUUACGAAUAUAAUAUUUGUGAUUACUCAAUAAUUGUGUGAAAUUUUAAUAUCGUUGCGAAAAAAUGGCAUCUAUCGCGUUACUUAGCAAAGAUGUGCCUGAUAUCGAAAAUCUUUUAAGCUUAAAUCCGAAAAUAAAACCAUUUGCAAAUUUUGUUCCUUCGGCGCAUACUACAGAAAAUAAGAAAAUGUGGAAGAGAAAUAUUAAUGAAAACUGCACUAAAUGUCCAACUCUAACAAAAAAUUUCGAUGAUAUAAAGCACACCACAUUAAGCGAACGUAGUGCAUUAAAAGAAGCCGCGCGCUGUUUAAAAUGUACAGACGCUCCCUGCCAAAAGUCAUGUCCAACGCAACUGGAUAUUAAAUCCUUUAUAACUUCAAUUUCAAACAAGAACUAUUAUGGUGCAGCAAAAGCGAUUCUGUCCGAUAAUCCUCUCGGACUUACUUGCGGUAUGGUUUGUCCGACAAGUGAUUUGUGCGUGGGUGGAUGUAAUUUGCAUGCAUCUGAGGAAGGACCCAUAAAUAUCGGUGGUCUUCAACAAUUUGCAACAGAUAUCUUCAAACAAAUGAACAUACCUCAAACUAGAAUUCCCGGACAAACCGUUCUACAUUCCGAUACUAAAAUCGCUUUGUUUGGCUGUGGACCAGCUUCUUUAUCCUGUGCAUCAUUUCUUGCACGUUUGGGAUAUGAUAAUAUUACAAUAUUCGAGAAAGAAAAUUACAUCGGUGGUUUAAGCUCGUCAGAGAUUCCGCAAUAUCGAUUACCGUAUGAUGUCGUUAAUUUCGAGAUAGAUCUUAUCAAAGAUCUAGGUGUUAAGAUUGAACUGGGCAAAGCGUUAUCAGAGAAUGAUUUAACGAUACAGGGUCUUCAAAGUUCCGGGUAUAAAGCAAUCUUUUUAGGAAUUGGUCUUCCGGAAGCAAAGACUGUUCCAAUUUUCUCAAAUCUUACAGAAGAGAUGGGUUUUUUUACAUCGAAGAGUUUUUUACCAAAAGUAGCGAAGGGUAGUAAACCGGGAAUGUGCGCAUGUAAAAGCAACGAACUACCUUCUCUUCAUGGGAAUGUUGUUGUUCUCGGCGCUGGAGAUACAGCUUUCGAUUGUGCUACUUCUGCGCUAAGAUGUGGCGCAAAGAAAGUUUUCGUGGUUUUUAGAAAAGGAUUCACUAACAUUCGAGCCGUCCCUGAAGAAUUCGAUUUAGCAAGAGAAGAAAAAUGCGAGUUCGUUCCUUUUCAAUCACCGAAACGAGUAAUUACUCGAAAUGGAAAAAUAGUUGCAAUAGAAUUCUGUCGAACCGAGCAACACGAGAAUGACGAAUGGAUAGAAGAUGAGGAACAAAUUUGCAGAUUAAAAACAAAUUUUAUUAUAUCUGCUUUUGGAUCAGGAUUGCAAGAUUCGAGUGUAACGCGAGCCAUGGUACCCAUUAAAAUGAAUAAAUGGAACUUACCGGAAGUAGACACGGAAACCAUGAGUACUUCUGUACCCGGAGUCUUCUGUGGUGGAGAUCUCGCUGGUGUUGCUCAUACUACCGUCGAAUCUGUAAAUGAUGGAAAAAUAGCUGCAUGGUAUAUUCACAAAUAUAUUCAGAAUUGCUAUAAUUCGGAAGUAUCCGAAGUCCCUCAAUUACCUAAGUUUCACACUCCAAUCGAUGACGUUGAUAUAUCUGUCGAAAUGUGCGGUUUAAAAUUUGAAAAUCCUUUUGGCCUUGCUUCUGCACCACCGACCACCUGUAGUACCAUGAUUAGGCGAGCUUUCGAGGCUGGAUGGAGUUUCGUUGUCACGAAAACCUUUUCUUUGGAUAAAGAUCUUGUCACAAAUGUAUCUCCACGAAUAAUUAAAGGUACAACUUCACGCUACCAUUACGGUCCGGAACAAAGUAGCUUCUUGAAUAUUGAAUUGAUAUCUGAAAAGUCAGAAGCUUACUGGUGUAAGAGCAUUACAGAGCUAAAAAAAGAUUUUCCAUCUAAGAUUAUUAUUGCCAGUAUUAUGUGUACAUACAAUAGAGCAGAUUGGACGGAACUUGCUCAGAAAGCUGAAUCAGCCGGAGCUGAUGCUCUAGAAUUAAAUUUAUCUUGCCCCCAUGGAAUGGGAGAAUCUGGAAUGGGCUUAGCUUGUGGCCAAGAUCCCGAAUUGGUAAGAAAUAUUUCAAGAUGGGUUCGGGAAGCUAUAAAGAUACCAUUCUUCGUGAAAUUAACACCAAACAUUACCGACAUCGUUUCGAUAGCUAAGGCAGCUUACGAAGGUCAUGCUGAUGGAGUAUCUGCCAUAAAUACGGUUCAAAGUUUAAUGGGCUUGCACGCGGAUGCAACACCAUGGCCAGCUGUUGGCAUUAAGAAGGCUACAACUUAUGGAGGUAUGUCAGGGAAUGCAACUAGACCGCUAGCUCUAAGGGCAGUUUCUUCCAUUUCGAAAAAUCUUCCUGGAUUUCCCAUACUUGGUAUCGGCGGAAUUGAUUCAGCGGAUGUUGCUCUUCAGUUUUUACAUUGUGGAGCAUCUAUUUUGCAGGUUUGCAGUGCUGUACAGAAUCAAGAUUUUACUCUAAUUGAUGAUUACGUGACUGGUUUAAAAGCCUUGCUGUACUUGAAAAGUUUAGAACAAGUAAAAAAUUGGGAUGGACAAAGCCCACCGACGUUUAAACAUCAAAAAGGGAAACCAGUUGUAUUACAACAUGCUCUUGGCAAAAAUAUACCAUAUUUUGGAGAAUAUCAAAGACUUAGAGAACAAAAAAUAGCUGAGAUUAAACUUAACUCGAAUCCACUCGAUAAAUCUGUCGAAAUAACGAGACCUGCUCCAAAACCUAUUGCGCCUGUACCAACUAUAAAAAAUGUUAUUGGUAAAGCUUUAAGUCAUAUCAGUACCUACAAGGACUUGAAUAACAAAGAACAAGUGGUAGCGUUAAUAGAUGACGAUAUGUGCAUAAACUGUGGAAAGUGUUAUAUGGCUUGUGCUGAUUCUGGUUAUCAAGCAAUCAGAUUUGAUUCUGAAACUCACAUUCCAUUAGUAACAGAUGAUUGUACAGGCUGUACACUUUGUCUUUCAGUGUGUCCUAUUAUUGAUUGUAUUACUAUGGUACCUAAAACAAUACCUCAUGUCAUUAAAAGAGGAAUACCACUGAAAGGAACACUUGAAUUUGAACAUUUCUAACUAUAACAAGCACUUCAUUAAGCGCUAAUAUUUGUUUCAGUGGUAACAAGUACAUUCUGCUCUUUAAUAUUUUCAUCUAGUACAAAAAUUAACUUAAUAUAGCAACAGCUUGCUACAAGUUACUUACACUAUAUUAUUCAAUUAACUAAAGAUUAUUAAAAAUCUGGAUUAUCAAACCAUUGCAUUAUUUGUGGCAGUGAGAAGUUGUAAUUAUAUUCAUCACAUUUGUUAUUCAUCAAUCGAUGUCUAAAAUUUAAGGAUAACAAAUCAUAUUAAAAAUAUUUUGUACAAACAA
Molecule: messenger RNA, 3667 nt
Organism: Bombus huntii
Lineage: Eukaryota; Metazoa; Arthropoda; Insecta; Hymenoptera; Apidae
Gene: su(r)
Product: dihydropyrimidine dehydrogenase [NADP(+)]
Exons: 16
Coding region: 298-3372 (1024 amino acids)
Biological process (GO): 'de novo' pyrimidine nucleobase biosynthetic process; uracil catabolic process; thymine catabolic process
Cellular component (GO): cytosol; cytoplasm
Molecular function (GO): NADP binding; dihydropyrimidine dehydrogenase (NADP+) activity; uracil binding
Source: RefSeq, a predicted model, not a curated record